AUGGGGCAGACAUGUUGUGCAGACGAGCCGGGCGACACCCCAGGGACUUUGACAGUCUCCGUACCGGCAUCCACUGCGCCCCCAGGAACGUUAAUGAGCAGCCUCCGCGGGCACUGGACUCGAAAGGAGGACCGAAUGGCCUUGGGCACGAUCUCUGCCAACAGCAUGGACUGGGAGUCUCCAUACCAGCACCAGCCGAGCACCAUGUGGGAGGCGGGCCCUGAGACAGUCAAGAUGAUCUUGGCCGGCAAAGAGUACUCUGGAACGGUCUCGUUGAGCGAGAAUCCAAUAACGAUCCUCUGGGAGGACGGGGAGGUAUGGACCAAAACACCAUCAUGA
Messenger RNA from Symbiodinium natans, 339 nucleotides. The record is from the annotation of a GenBank genome assembly. Lineage: Eukaryota; Dinophyceae; Suessiales; Symbiodiniaceae.